Messenger RNA from Nematostella vectensis (starlet sea anemone), 2017 nucleotides. Its product is annotated as coiled-coil domain-containing protein 63. The transcript has 16 exons. Lineage: Eukaryota; Metazoa; Cnidaria; Anthozoa; Actiniaria; Edwardsiidae. Bases 100 to 1770 code for a protein of 556 amino acids. The record is from RefSeq and is a predicted model, not a curated record.
GUCCAUAUGAAACAGAGACUGGGCAACGAGCAAAACAGAAAUCAGUAGAUCGACUGCGCGUAUUAGUUAUUGAGUUGCCAAACAACAAAGAUUACAGCAAUGCAGCGUGUACACAGUCGUCGCUCUGAAGCCAGUGAGGCUGAAAUGGAUGGAAUAGCCGAACAAGAGUUAGCCAAGCUCCAGAGGCAGUACCGAAUCAUGGAAGGAGACCGUAGAGCUUAUGGGGAGGAGUCUCAAAACGUCAUUAAAAAGCAAAGAGAUACUAUUCAAUGGCUACAGAAAGAGAAUGAAGAAUUGAUGAAAGACAACAGACUAGCUGGCAGCAACCAGAACCAGAGCAAGGACAACACAAAUACAAGUACAUUAGCAGAGCUGCUGGACAAAGAAGAGACAUAUGCGGAUGAAAUUGAUGAGGUGAAAACUGACAUCAAUGAUCUGAAUGCACAGACAAGAGUUAUGGAAAAGAAGAUCAGCCAACAAAGGAAGAAUAUGGGAGGAGUUCAUAUGAGCCAUGCAAGAUAUAAACAAACAAAGAAACAUAUCAGUGUGCUUGAGAAUCGACUUGACCAGGCUAGUAAGAAAUUCAAUGCUAGUCUUGCUGAGAAUUGGAAACUCAGAGAGAGAAUUGAUAAUCAGAAAGUGGAGCGUAGCACAUUUGAGGCUCGCUGCAAAAAGUUAGAUAACAAGAUUGUUGAGGUCAAGCGACAGAUCAGCGAAGUGAUAGAGGCUUCCACAGCAGCCUAUGAUGCCAGGGAUGAAGCACAAGCCAAGAUGUUAGCUUUGAAAGAAAAGAAUGACAAGGACCUUGCUCAGUACAAUACAGAGUUCAAGGAGUUGGUGCGCAUUAUUGAGCAUGAUCGCAAGCUUAAGGAGUUCAUGCGAGUGAAGGGUGAGGAGAGAGCUGAUAUGCUGGAAGGUGAACUAUCAAGUAGAAAGAAGAAGAAAGACGAGAAGGAUAAAGUAGACAAAGCUGAUGAGACUAUAGAGUCAUAUGAGGCAGCCUUCCACAAGAUCAAGGAAGCAACAGAAAUUGAAGACACUGAUCUUUUGGUGAACAAAUUCAUUGAAGUUGAAGAUCGUAACUUUGCUUUGUUCAACUACGUGAAUGAGCAGAAUAAUGACAUUGAGAAGCUCCAAGAAGAGAUUGCAGAGGCAAAAGCAGAUAUUGAGAAGUUCAAGAGUGAGGGCGUUGAGAUGGAGGCUGAGAGAAAAGCCAUCCUGAAGAACAAGGAAGAGAAACUGAAUGCAGCAACCGAGAAGGGGGAUCAAUUUGACGGCCAGUAUAAACACACCAAGAAAAUCCUUGAACAGCUCAAGACAGGUAUUGAUUCGCUGUUCAACAAGAUCAACUGUGAUAGAUCUGCCAUAGAGAACUUGCUAGGAAGCAAGGAGGGCAUCACUGACAACAACAUGAUGCAGUUUCUGGGGAUUAUUGAACAACGUACCAAUGAACUUCUACAAGUACAAGCAUUUCAACUAACAAAGGACACUGAGAAAGAGGAUCCAUCACCACCAGUUGGUCUGCUUGGACAGGGUCCACAGCCUGGGGUGGUGGGCGUAUCUAUCGUUCCGCCUUCCACUGGGGAUGACUAUGACAGCGAUACCUCUACUGGAAGUGAUGAUGAUCAGAGGCCUAUGACACAACAAGAGCUCAAAAACAGGAUCAUGAAAGGGAUUACGAAACGAGAAGCGCACCCUAAAAAGACGAACCACCCGAGCUCCGCAACCUCCGACAAGGCCACCUCUCGAAAGAAGAAAGCUGCAAAGUAGUGAUUUCGUUUUAAGCAAGGCUUGUACAUACACCGUCAGAGGUUCGCCGUCUGCCCUUCCUGUUGAUGUGGGCUGUGCGAGUUCAGCACGAAGUUGUGACCCAUCGCGCCAAACGUCAGUCAAUAAAAUACCCGUUUCCGUUUCAAAUCUGUAUAGCGAGUUUUUAACACUGUAAAAACGCGAGAACUGUUUUUUCACGGGUUUAAUCAAAAUACAGCAUUAUUGUUAAUAAAUAUAAUUAAAAGGA